AUGAGGAGGGGCUCCAAACCCAGCCCAGGCUGCUCUGAAGAAGAAAGACCCCCCCCCCUGAGCCAGGACGGUGGACAGACCUUCAGCCAGAGUUCUGAGCUGGUGGCCCGUGAGCAGCUUCAUGAUGGGGAGAAGCCCUACAAGUGCUUGCAGUGUGGGAAGAGCUUCAGACGGAGCAGCACCCUGCUCUGCCACCAGAUGAUCCACACUGGGGAAUGGCCCUACAGGUGUGGGGAGUGUGGGAAGGGCUUCAGCUACAGAUCCAACCUUGUGACCCACCAGCGCAUCCACACUGGGGAGAGGCCCUACGAGUGUGGGGAGUGUGGGAAGGGCUUCAGCUGCAGCUCCGCCCUCGUCACCCACCAACACAUCCACACUGGAGAGAGGCCCGACGAGUGUCCAGAGUGCCAGAAGAGCUUUCGGACAAGCUCCGAUCUCCUUAGGCACCAGCAGAUUCACUAAGAGGAGAGGCCCUUCUGCUGCCCUGACUGUGGGAAGGGCUUCAAGCACAAGUCCCACCUCAUCAUCCACCAGCGCAUCCACACUGGGAAGAGGCCCUACCAGUGCCCCACAUGUGGGAAGAGGUUUCAGACCAGCUCAAAUCUCCGUCUGCAUGAGCGGAUUCACACAGAGGAGAGGCCCUUCCACUGCCCUGACUGUGGGAAGGGCUUCAAGGCCAACUUCACCCUCAUCACCCACUGGCGCAUCCACACUGGGGAAUGGCCCUUCGAGUGUCCCCAGUGUGGGAAGAGCUUCACCCAGAGCUCUGCCUUGACCAGACAUCAACGGAUUCAUGGUGGGGAGAAGCCCCACAAGUGCUUGGAGUGUGGGAAGAGCUUCAGGCAGAGCAGCACCCUGAUCCAGAACCAGAUGAUCCACAUUGGGGAAUGGCCCUACGAGUGUGGGGAAUGUGGGAAGGGCUUCAGCAACAGCUCCACCCUCAUCCGGCACCAAUGCAUCCACACUGGGGAGAGGCCCUAUGAAUGUCCCAAGUGUCAGAAGAGGUUUUGCAGAAGCUCCAAUCUCAUCCAGCACCAGCGGAUGCACACCGAGGAGAGGCCCUUCCGCUGCCCUGAGUGCGGGUUGGGCUUCAAGCACAACUCGCACAACUCCAACCUCGUCACCCACCAACGCAUCCACACUGGGGAGAGGCACUUCGAGUGUCCCCAGUGUGGGAAGAGCUUCACCCAGAGCUCUGCUUUGACCAAUCACCAAUGA
Molecule: messenger RNA, 1218 nt
Organism: Zonotrichia leucophrys gambelii
Lineage: Eukaryota; Metazoa; Chordata; Aves; Passeriformes; Passerellidae
Product: zinc finger protein 551-like
Exons: 2
Biological process (GO): regulation of transcription by RNA polymerase II
Molecular function (GO): RNA polymerase II cis-regulatory region sequence-specific DNA binding; DNA-binding transcription factor activity
Source: RefSeq, a predicted model, not a curated record